Molecule: messenger RNA, 1202 nt
Organism: Capsicum annuum
Lineage: Eukaryota; Viridiplantae; Streptophyta; Magnoliopsida; Solanales; Solanaceae
Exons: 3
Coding region: 241-759 (172 amino acids)
Source: RefSeq, a predicted model, not a curated record
CAUAAUUAAUACAUUGAUUUGAUAUUCGGCCAAAUGACCUCUAAAUGUGCACGUAAAGAAAGUAGACUAUUGUAAUUUCGCCAUACGAGUCUCCUGUAACACCAGAACGUGCUUGGCACGCAAAUUCACGAUCGCUUCCCUUUCCUCAGCAACUCAGAUUCUCUCUCUCCAACUGUGCAUCCCCAUCUCAGUUUUCUCUAAAUUAUAGUAUCACAAUAAAUACAAACCAAAAAUUUACAAAUGAAGGAAGACGAAUCCAUACCUUUAUCUACACCAACGGCAGCAGCAUAUCCACUGUCGAAUAGUAUAUUGUUCGGAAGAGGUCGGUACAAGUUUUGGGCAUUGGCAGCUAUACUUUUGUUAGCAUUUUGGUCAAUGUUUACUGGUACUGUUACUCUCCGUUGGUCUGCUGGAAAUCUAAACACUCUCUCUGAUAUCUUCGAUAUUCCACUAUCCGACGAUCUUGAUGUCCUCGAAAUGGAGGAGAGGGAGAAGUUGGUGAAUCAUAUGUGGGAUGUGUAUACCAAUAGUCCUCGGAUCAGAUUGCCUAAGUUUUGGCAGGUGGCAUUUGAGGCGGCUUAUGAGGAGUUAAACAGUGAUGCUGCUGAAGUUCGAGAGGCUGCUAUCUCCGAGAUCUCUAAGAUGUCUCUACGAUUAGUUCAUAUAGAGUUGCCACCUCUGCAUUCGCUGGCAGUAAGAGAAUUAAGUCAAAAACUAGCCGAGAACAAACAGAGGACCACAACAGGAAGUAAGUUAUGACCAGAAGAGUAUCAAGGAUCCAAAUUUACACGGUUCCCACUUAUACACGACGAAUGAAAACAUACAACAACCUGCUCCCUGGUAUUAACUAAAGGGAGCUCUGAGAAAAGAUUACAUUCAGGUUCCUCGCAUUUUUGCAACAGGGAUAAGCAUAUCUAACUUUUUGUUACCUGUACCUCUCUUUUUCUGUCGAUUCCCAUCUCUCCACUGAGUGCAGAUUUCCACAGUAUCAUUACUUAAUUGCUUCAUGCAGGGAGAUUGGAAAUUACUUCCGUGGUUUUUACAUUGGAAGGCACUACUUUUUUUUUUGUUUCACACUUGUGAUACCAAUUAUACAAACUUUUACUGGAAUAGAUUGAUAAUAUUGAGUUCUCAUGGUAAACUUGUUCUUUGUAGUGUCUCAAGUGAUUUUAUGCAGCAUGUGGCCUUAUUUUAAGUGUUAA